AUGGAGAAAGAAAAUAGUCAAGUACAAUUUCCAACAGGAUUUGUCAAGACGACAGACAUUAAAGCACCAGAAGUUCGUCACGAAGUAGCCCAUGGAAAACUUCCUUACGAUUUUUCAAAGCCCAUCGCACGAACGGGUGAGCCUGCUAGAAUAUACCCAUUUACUUUAGACCCUUUUCAAGAAAAGGCCAUUGCUUGUAUUGAACGGGGGGAAUCUGUUUUGAUUAGUGCCCACACCUCGGCUGGUAAGACGGUUGUUGCGGAAUAUGCUAUUGCUCUAAGCUUAAGAAACAGGCAGAGAGUCAUUUACACGAGUCCAAUCAAGGCUCUAAGUAACCAAAAAUAUCGAGAGUUACAGUAUGAAUUCAAGGAUGUCGGCUUAAUGACUGGUGAUGUGACUCUUAAUUCAAGUGCUAGUUGCCUAGUGAUGACCACAGAGAUUUUACGUAGUAUGUUAUAUCGAGGUAGUGAAGUCUUACGUGAAGUUGCAUGGGUUAUAUUUGACGAAAUUCAUUAUAUGCGAGAUAAAGUGCGUGGAGUUGUUUGGGAAGAGACUAUCAUUUUAUUGCCACACAACGUACACUUUGUCUUCUUGUCUGCUACAAUUCCAAAUGCUCUUGAAUUUGCCGAAUGGAUAUGUGAUAUUCAUCAACAGCCAUGCCAUGUGGUAUAUACCGAGCUACGUCCAACGCCUUUGCAGCAUUAUCUUUUUCCUGAUGGUGCAGAUGGAAUAUAUCUAGUAAUUGAUGAAAAUGGUCGUUUUCGCGAAGAUAACUUCCAAAAAGCAGUUUCUAUAUUAGAAAAUGAUCAGGAGAAAUCUAUAUUUAAUGGACGCAAUAAAAAAAGUCAAUCUGAACAGACUAAUGUGUUCAAACUCAUUAAAACUUUAAUGGUGAAAAAUCUUAAUCCUGUUAUUGCCUUUGCUUUUUCCAAAAAGCAGUGCGAGAAUUUAGCGAGGCAAAUGAGCACUAUGGAUUUCAAUAAUGGGGAUGAAAAGGAGCUAAUAAAAAAGGUUGUUGAUAAUGCCAUUGACUUGUUAGCAGAGGAAGAUCGAGACUUGCCAUGGUUCCAUAACUUAUUACCGCUGUUACAACGUGGUAUUGGUGUACACCAUUCGGGUUUAAUACCUUUUAUGAAAGAAAUUGUAGAGCUUUUAUUUCAGGAGGGCUUAAUAAAAGUGCUGUUUGCCACGGAAACAUUCGCUAUGGGAUUAAACAUGCCCGCGAAGACAGUGGUAUUCUGUGAACUUUCUAAGUUUGAUGGUACAAAGGCAAGAAAUAUAACGUCUGGCGAAUAUAUUCAAAUGUCUGGUCGUGCUGGUAGAAGAGGAUUGGAUGCACGUGGUUUUGUUGUGAUGAAUGUGGAUCAUAAUAUUUCACCCAAGGAAUUACAAGAAAUCUUCAAGGGUGAAGCCGAUCAUCUAAUUUCAGCUUUCCAUUUGAAAUACCAUAUGAUUCUUAAUAUGUCAAGAAUCGAAGGUAUAAGCCCUGAACACAUGUUAGAACACAGCUUCUAUCAAUUUCAAAAUGCUGCCCCUAUACCGCGUUUGAAAGAUGAGUUGUUGAGAUUAGAGGAGUCUUCACUGAUUAACAUACCUAAUGAAGAAACCGUUGUUCUAUAUCAUAAUCUUCGAGUACUUUAUGAAGAUUAUGAAAGUCGCUUAAGAGAUAUUAUUUUUGAACCUCAAAACUGUUCGAAAUAUUUACAACUUGGGCGAGUGGUUAAGGUUAAAAUCAAUGAUAUGGACUUUGGAUGGGGUAUAAUAGUACGCUAUGAAGAAAGAAAGCGCCAAAUGUCCUUAUCUGUCGGUACCAUGUUGUUAGCUCACCCCAAAACCAAACAGAAAGAGGAAGUGACAAUCAUAGUCCGAGUAUUGUUAAAAGUUUCUGCUGAUUCAUAUACCAGUUAUGACGGAAGAGAGGUUGAUGUUAGGCCAUGCCCGCCGAACCAACCAGGAAUAUGUCUGGUUAUACCAGUGGAUUUAAAGAAUUUGCAAGUUUUGAGUCAAUAUAGAUUUUAUCCAGGUGAUGAUUUGGAACAUGAGGUUUCCCAGAGACAAAUAACAUAUAAAGGUGUUCAAGAUCUCAUCAAGCAAAAUCCUGAUGGUAAGCCGUUGGAUCCUAUAGAGCAUAUGGAAAUCAAAGAUAGAAGACUUGAUGAUCUAAUCCAAAAAUUAGGUGUAAUUAAAUCUCAACUUGACUGCAAUCCAACUGCUGACAGCCCGGAAAUAUAUGAACUUUAUCUCAGGAAACUUGCUAUAAAAGAAAAAAUUUUAGAUGUCCAGAAAAAGCUUAGAAAUUCCGAAUUAAUAUUACAUCUUGAUGAAUUAAAAAAACGAAAGCGUUUACUUAGAAGGCUGGGAUAUCUUUCCAAAAAUGAUGUAGUUGAAUUCAAAGGACGUGUUGCAUGUGAAAUUACUUCGGGCGACGAAUUGGUACUGACAGAGUUACUUCUGAAUGGAAUUUUUAAUGACCUCUCUUCCGAAACGACUGCUGCUUUGUUGAGUUGUUUUGUGUGCGAUGAGGUAGUGGCUUCACAAAAAGAACAACCUCCUGUUCCCCUUUCUGAAGAAUAUUCGGGAUUGUUUCGUCAAGUCCAAGCAACUGCUCGAAACAUAGCUGAUUUAACUGAAGAAUGUGGCAUUCCCAUUGAUAAAGACAUAUACCUUGCAAGCUUUUCUUCAGACUUGAUGGAUGGUGUAUUUCAUUGGUGCAAAAACGCUACUUUCAAAGAAACUUGUGCUCGCAUAAAUAUGUUUGAAGGCAAUAUUGUGCGAAACUUUAGAAGCUUGGACGAAUUAUUACGUGCAAUGGUUUCAGCGGCAAAAAUAAUAGGUACAUACGAGCUAGAAU
Acaulospora morrowiae is the source of this 2851-nucleotide messenger RNA. NCBI's taxonomy places the organism in Eukaryota, Fungi, Glomeromycota, Glomeromycetes, Diversisporales, Acaulosporaceae. The record is from the annotation of a GenBank genome assembly.